Photinus pyralis (common eastern firefly) is the source of this 2190-nucleotide messenger RNA. RefSeq names its product ER degradation-enhancing alpha-mannosidase-like protein 2 (gene Edem1). The transcript has 7 exons. Gene Ontology annotation, biological process: mannose trimming involved in glycoprotein ERAD pathway; carbohydrate metabolic process; endoplasmic reticulum mannose trimming. The record is from RefSeq and is a predicted model, not a curated record. Gene Ontology annotation, molecular function: mannosyl-oligosaccharide 1,2-alpha-mannosidase activity; calcium ion binding. Gene Ontology annotation, cellular component: membrane; endoplasmic reticulum. Bases 107 to 2140 code for a protein of 677 amino acids. Lineage: Eukaryota; Metazoa; Arthropoda; Insecta; Coleoptera; Lampyridae.
GACACUUGACACGUUUUUAACUGUCAAGGUGAUCAGCUGAUUGCUGCCAAUUCCAAAUAUUCAAAAACAUCAAAUGAUUUAACAAAUAAACACAAUAAUAACAACAAUGAAAGGUGUAAUAGGUGUUGUAUGCUUAAUGAUGAAUUCGGUUUUUAGUCUUAGAAUUUAUAAUAAAAGUGAAAUAAUUAAGUUUAGGGAAGAGGUGAGAGAGAUGUUUAAUCACGCAUAUGACGGCUAUUUAAAAUACGCCUACCCCUAUGACGAAUUACGACCUUUAAGCUGUGACGGAGUCGAUACUUGGGGAAGUUAUUCACUAACACUUAUAGAUGCACUAGACACGUUGGCAAUUAUGGGGAAUUAUACUGAAUUCCAAAGGGUGGUGAAAAUAUUAACAUCAAAGGCCAACUUCGAUGCUAAUAUCAAUGUCUCGGUUUUUGAGACCAAUAUUAGAAUUAUUGGAGGAUUAAUAAGUGCACAUCUACUGUCACAUAGAGCAGGUGUUGAUGUUGAACCUGGGUGGCCUUGUAACGGUCCUUUGCUACGCUUAGCGGAAGACGUAGCCAAAAGGUUGAUAACUGCAUUUGAUACAAGAUCGGGAAUGCCGUACGGAACUGUAAAUCUACGUCAUGGAGUUCCAGUUGGUGAAACCGCUGUGACGUGCACUGCAGGCAUCGGUACUUUUAUUUUAGAAUUUGGUACUUUAAGCCGACUUACAGGCGAUCCAUUAUACGAAGAGGUGGCCAUGAACGCUAUAUAUUCGUUAUAUCAGCAGCGUUCCCACUUAGGUUUGUAUGGUAAUCACAUAGAUGUACUUACCGGUCAUUGGACCGCACAGGAUGCCGGAAUUGGCGCCGCCGUCGAUUCAUACUUUGAGUACUUGGUCAAGGGAAGUAUACUACUGCAAAAACCGGAAUUAAUGAAAAUAUUUUGGGAAGCGAGACGCUCUAUAGAUAAAUAUCUGAAAAGGGAAGACUGGUAUUUAUGGGUUUCUAUGACCAAGGGACAGGUUACGCUGCCGGUUUUUCAAUCACUCGAAGCUUACUGGCCAGGGGUGUUGAGCUUGAUCGGUGAUACCAGUUCCGCUAUGAAAACGUUACACAAUUACCACCAGGUGUGGCAACAAUACGGAUUUACGCCAGAAUUUUAUAACAUAGCCCAGGCCGAGGCCGGCGCAGAUAGAGAGAAUUAUCCACUGCGGCCAGAAUUAAUCGAAUCCAUCAUGUACUUAUAUCGUGCUACCGGCGAUCCGCAACUAAUAUCAAUGGGUGUCGAUAUUUUGCGAAGUAUUCAACAUAGCGCAAAAACACCUUGCGGAUAUGCCACUAUUAAGGAUGUGCGCGAUCACCGCAAGGAAGACAGAAUGGAAUCCUUCUUUUUAGCAGAAACUACCAAGUAUCUUUACCUUCUGUUCGAUACAGAGAAUUUUAUUCAUAAUCAAGGCGAUCAUGGUGUAGUUGUAAACACUCCAAACGGCGAGUGCAUUAUCGAAGCUGGGGGUUAUAUAUUUAACACAGAAGCGCAUCCAAUUGAUCCCAGUGCUUUGUAUUGCUGUCACGAUAAACCAAAAGAGAAGCUUUUCAAUUUUGACAGUUUAAAAGAGAUGAAGCAGACUUUCAGAGGUGAAACCCUUCAAGAACGCAAAACCAGUUUCAUCCCUCCGAAGGAAAACUGUGAAGAACUCGCCGAUGACACGCAGGAGAACAUACAAGUGGAGGUCAAAUCGAUCGUUGAUAAUAUAAGCGAAAUAUUAAGUAUAAAUAAAGGAACUGUCGAAGUGCUGGACGAUAAUUUAAAUACGAUUGUGAGGGAGUCAUUCGAUGAAAUCAAGUUAGCAGAGGCUGAUGAGAUCGAAAUUAAGGGAACGAUUGAAGUGGAAGCGCAAACACAAAUCAGUUUCAACGAUUCAUUAUUUAGAGAGGAUCUAGACAAGAAAAUUUACGAUUUAAUUCCCAGUAUUUUGCCUAAUGUCACUGUCCAAGCCCAAGUCAAGCAUGACCCGCAACUUAUGUUAGAAAGGAUCAGAAUUGAAAAGAAACAUUCCAAAUAUUCAUCAUGGCAGAAUGAGUUCAAUCUUUUAACUUGCAAGGCUCAACCGUUUUUGCAGAGGUUAUCAAUUAUGGGGGAAUUUUUUAAGAGUUAAUGUACCUAAAUAAUUUUAAGGGAACUAGUAAAAGACAAAGUGGAAACUUG